CAUUCACGCUCAUCAAUGCCCUCUCUGUCUCUGGGUCUUUGUCUCAUUCUCAGCAGUGACAGUGCUGCCAUGGCGUCCGGACCUCCAGAUGUGAUGGCCAAUCAGGAGCCUGCUGAGGUCCAGGAAGAGUGUUCAGGAAAGAAAAAGUCCAAGUUCCAGACGUUUAAAAAAUUAUUUGCCAGGAAGAAGAGAAAGGAGCCCGCUGGAGCUGACGCGGGGCUGAAAGCCAGCCAAUCAAGCGACGAUGUCAGCAAGGCACCGGAGAACAACACGCUCACUCGAUCAGAGAAAGAUAAGGGGUCAAAGAUCAGCCUGGGCAGCAAGGCCUUGUCGCAUGACUCUGUCUUUGUUUCUGACUCGUCAGAAGCCAAUGAGGCUCUUGGAGCGUCUCAGGACAGCAUUCAUGGGAAAGUGAAAUCACUGCAGCUCCAGCUGAAACAGGCCAUCAGACUGGGCUCUCCUCCAUCCCUGAUGUGCGUGAAGAGGGCAGAUGAUGCUGGAACCAUGUCUGAGGACGAUGGUCUCCCCUGCAGUCCACCUGAAUACACCACACCUCACGCAGCCAUGAAGCAGACUCAGAGGAACAGUUCAAUCAGUCUGGAGGGAGUAGAUAGUGAUGACGACCAGCUUUCCCGUGGAGCCUCCAGUAGAGCAAUGAGUCCCUUGGUGGUUCCUGGGGACUUCAGUCAACCGGCCAGUCCCUUCGCCUGCUUGGACAACUCUGCUGCUAAACACAAGCUGGGCCUGAGACAUAAAGCCUGCAACAGGAGGAAGCCUGUCAGUAAGCUGGAGCUGAAAGAGGGAGAGUCUGCAGUGGAUGGGAUGCUGAACACCUCCAUCACAGAGGGUUUGGAGGAUCAAGAACAACAGAAGACAGAAGUUUUAAGCCUCGAUGAGCUGAACCCAGAAGUAAGAAGAGAAGAGGAGGAAGAAGAGAAGGAGGAGAUGGAAGAGGAGGAGAAAGAGCAAUCGCAGCAUUCCAGAAAAUCCCUGUUGAGACACAACGAGGAGAGGGAGGAGGCAGACGAUUCAGAGUUGGAGGCAGAACAGGAUAUUUCUCAAAACCAGGACAAUUCCACUCCCCCUGAGCAAAGUCUGUCAGAGGAGGAAGCCCCAGAGGCCCCGCCCCUGCCCUCCUCCGAGUCCAACUCUAGAGCCUCCUCUCUGGACAGUCCCAGUGCCACCCCAGAGCCCCCUGCUGGUGCAAGAGAGUAUCUACUGGAUCCUCCAGGUACCACAUAUGGAUCAGUAGAGAACAAGGAUGAAAAUGAGUUGGAACUGCAAGCAGAUGAAGAUGGAGGCCAGGAGGACAGGGAGGAGGAGAGCUCGUUCUUACAGGAGGUUCUGAGUUCCUUGAAAACACCUCUUGUGUCUUGUUCCCUGAGCGUAGAGACUGAGGGUGUGACUCUGAAGACAGACGAGGAGACAGAGGAAACAGAGAACAAUGUAGUGGACAAAGAGGAUGAGGAGAAGGGGAAGGAAGAAGAAGCAGACGUGGAAGAACCUGUGAGCUAUCAGUGUGUUCUCUCAGGUUCUCCACCCAUGGGCCACACCGCUGAGGAAGAAGAGGAGGAGGUUUCCAUUCUUCCCUGUCAGGAAGAAAUGGUUCCCUCUGAAGAAGAGGCAAAAAGUGAAGAAGAAGGAGAGGAGGAAGAAGAACUGGUUGUGGAACGAGUUGUUUAUAAUGCUCAAGAAGAAGCUGCAGAGAAAGAGGAGGUGGAUGAGCUUGAACCUGAGGAGGAACGUGAUACAUCCAUGAGAAAAUGUGACAUCCUGGUUCAGGAUGAAGAACUGGAGGAGGAGAGUGAGACAGAGGAGGAGGCAAUGGAGGUGGAGAAGGAGGGUGGAGAGGCAAUAGAGGUGGAGAAGGAGGCAAUAGAGGUGGAGAAGGAGGCAAUUGAAGGGGAGGAGGCAAUGGAGGUGAAGAAGGAGCCAGAGGUGAAUGAGGAAGAAUGGGAGAACAGAGAAAAGGAUGAUGUCAAGGAGGAGGAAGUGGAGGCAGAAAUGAGUGCAGGACUGGAGGAGAUGGAGGAAGCAAUUGAAGAGGUGAGGGAGGACACAGAGGAGAUGACGGAGACCGUCCGUGAUACAGCAGAGGAAGAAGUUGAAGUUGCCAUGUCGUCACAGGAGGCAGAUGAAGAUGUAGAUUCUGUGGUUGGAGAUGACACCACAUGCACCACAAAACACACAAGUGGCGACGACAUCGCUGCAGAACCCGGUCAUCUGCAAGUUACCAAAGUGCAGGAGGUCCAAGAAAGCUCUGAGAUGGUGGAGGCAGUUGUAGAGAGUGACGAACCGCAAUCAGACCAAGAGGAAGAUGUGGAAACACACCAACCUGAUAUGGAUGAAACUGCACAUGAGAAUCUAGCUGAAGUUUCCCAUGUAGACCAGAAACAAGUGGAAAAAGAUGAAACUGAAGCCAUGGAGCAAGCUACUGUGCCUGCAAAGCCGGCUUCUUUGUUUCUCCUGGAGACACAUUGUGCGACUCCAUCACAAGAAAGUGGACCUGUCUCUCCCAGUAGGACCAGUACCAUCCACAUUAAUCUUAUUUCUCCCAGUUCAGAGAAAGCUGCACCUUUGUUCCAACAGUCUCCACCUACUGCAGACGCUGAAGAAACUUUCACUGAGUCAUCUCCUCCUGCUUUAGCUGCCACAAAGCAACAAGCAACACCAACAGAGGAGGAACAAUGUGCUGCUGAGGAGGAAGUAGAGGAAGAGCAAAGGUCUCCUCUCAAAGACCAAGCUACACAUCCCGUCCCUGUGGAGGAAACUGUCAAACAACCAUCCAGCAGUCCAGAGCAGAGUAAAGUCCGCUUCACCAUCGUGCCGGCCUGGCAGAGAUCACAAAGUUUGACUCCUCCUUCUUCUCCACCUGCAUUCAUCUCCUCUGGGUCACCUGUUGUCACAGAACCCGGAGCUGAAGAUGUGGAAGCUCCAACAAGGAAGGAUCUUGUUGUGAAAGCAGGGCCAGCAAGUUCACCUAAGGUCGAAGUGCUGAGUCCUGGUAGAGUGAGGAAUGUCGGGAGCCCCACUGUCAAACCCCAGAGCAAUGCGACACUGCCUCCACCCUCCGUCAAACCUCAGACCUCAGCUGUUGCAAACACAGAAGAAAGCUCUGUUGUGGUGGAGGGAAACCCUGACAAUCCAUUUGGAGUCCGGCUGAGGAAGACUUCCGCUCUGCACCUCUUCAGCUCAGAGGAAGCAAACACAGAGUCGGCCGUUGAAUCUCCAGUUCAGCCAACCAGCUCUAAAACUGAGCCUCCACAGCCAGUCGGAGUGAAACCCUCUAUAAAUCAUCCAGUCAGUAACAAGCCUGCCCUCCCUAAGAAACCGGACGUGCACGGAGAUAGUGGAGUUAAAACCAAGUGCAUCUCAGACCCAGCAGCAGCUGCAGCUGCAGCUCGUGGUGUUUCUACUGGAUCUGAGUCUCCCAGUUGGAUCUCUGUGGCCAAACAGAAACAGAGGAUCUAUAAAGAAAGCUCACUGGAUGAGAUCACUGUCAAGAAGGAAGAGCAAGAGAGGAAGUCUUCACUGCCAGCAUACGUUAGCUCAACAAGCAAGGAGCAGAGCAACAAAACAGCCGAAUUCACAGGCAAAGUGAGUUCGCUGGAGUUGAGUAAGCCGUCGGCGUCUGUAGAAAAGGAGGCAAGGAAAAGUCUCUCUCCUCCGACUCCAGUGCCACCUCAACCUUCAAAAGUCCACUUGCUGCCCUGUGCAGUCUCUCCAAAACCCUACGUUCCCCCUGCCACAGCCAAACAUCCAGACCAAAAAUCCCUUUCAGCUCCAACUACGGUUCCAGUUUCACUAAAAGCCCCCUCUUGCACAAGCCCAACAUCUCUUCCCAAACCUGCCUCUUCCUUAUCUCCUCCCUCUAAGACUCCCCAGCCCCCGAGUGCUGCCGUCACCCCUGCACCUUUUUCAUCGAGAACAGCUCCAGAAAAGUCUGCUUCGAGAGCUGCAGGUCUCCCUGGACAGACCACAUCCUCCCAGCGAGGCCUGCCUCCCCCCGCUUUGCCCCAGGACGAGCCUCCAUGGAUGGCACUGGCCAAGAAGAAGGCCAAAGCCUGGAGUGAGAUGCCUCAGAUCGUCCAGUGAUGGGCCAGGUUUAAGUAAGGUUGUGCACUUUGGCCUAAGCUGGCCCAUAAAGUGUGGUCUGGACGGACCAGAAUGCAUUUGCACACAAAGAGUUGUUGUUUGUUAUUUUACUGGCUCCAGGCUUUAAAUUGGUACAUCCUCCCCAGACACAGCUAGAGACGGGCUCUGUUUAACCCCCUCCUCUACAUCCUUAUAAGUCAUAGUCAUUUUCUAAAUGACAAAAGUAGGACCCCAAAAGUUGCAUUCAAGAGUUCAUAUUUUUUCAGCAGUCUUUGCAUUUUAUACGGUGCCUGAACGAGAGGAAGUACAUAAAGUGUCACAGCAGAAAAUUUUAUAUUUUAUCUACGGUAACGCAAAUGAUCUCUGCCUGUUAUCACUAAAAAUUUCAGGGAGGGGGAGAAGACUUAACUUUUAAUUCACAGGAGAAUAACACAAAGUAAAUCUUGGGGUUUGCUUUUCAUUUAUUCUGUCUUAAAAAGUGUGUGUGUGUGUGUGUGUGCGUGUGAGAGAGAACAGUGAUGUGUACUCACAUUUAUAUGAGAUAAUAUUCAUGUUGAGCUGGAGAAAAAUGCUGCUGCUCGUCAUGAGUUUGGGUAAAAAACAAAAUUGCUGCAGAGCCACAGGGUCUCUGUGUAUCAGGUUCUUCAGACAAACGUAUUUUAUUCUAAUUUUAUCCACACAUACUAACCAGUGAUGUUUGUUGUGUUUGUGUGCCGAGUGUGUCCAACGUGUUUCAGUUUGUCAGUGUAAAUUAUAUUUUUAAUUUUCUCUUUGGAACCUAACCACAAACUUAUCGGUCCGCAUCCGACAGAGAUCAUAAACCAUACAAGAUCGGCUGUUCAGAAACUAAGAAAAUCUACCAUCACACUGACCUUUGUGUCUUUUUAAUGUUUUUUUUACUGCAUCAUCCUGCUGGCGUGGUCGUGUGGGUCCGGUUACAACCAAGCAUGUAAAUAAAUCAUACUUAGCCACUUGGAAGUCGGUUUGCUGCAGAAUGCAAUGCAUUGCUAAAGGAAGGCAAAUGUCACGUUUUCCUUUGUGUCGAUUAAAUCUAUGUAUCUCACAGUAACUAUAAAUGUUUUAUGCAUUUUCUUUUAUUUUGUAUUGCCUUUCGAGGAUUUGUCUUGUACAUACAAUGUGUAGUAAAGAGCAAAUUAAAUCACUUUUCCUGA
Solea senegalensis (Senegalese sole) is the source of this 5267-nucleotide messenger RNA. RefSeq lists its product as uncharacterized. The record is from RefSeq and is a predicted model, not a curated record. NCBI's taxonomy places the organism in Eukaryota, Metazoa, Chordata, Actinopteri, Pleuronectiformes, Soleidae. The coding region runs from base 16 to 4095 and encodes 1359 amino acids. The transcript has 16 exons.